Aureobasidium pullulans EXF-150 is the source of this 1654-nucleotide messenger RNA. RefSeq lists its product as uncharacterized. The transcript is spliced from 3 exons. The record is from RefSeq and is a predicted model, not a curated record. The coding region runs from base 242 to 1627 and encodes 461 amino acids. NCBI's taxonomy places the organism in Eukaryota, Fungi, Ascomycota, Dothideomycetes, Dothideales, Saccotheciaceae.
UCGUGGGGUAAUAGCUUGGACAAGACACCUUCAUGGAAGCAAUAGGGGCAGUAGGGGACACUCGGCAUGUGGCUGUGUAUCAUAGUCACGAGCAGUGGUUCAAAUAGGCGACAUUCUGGCCCCGAUUUCGGAAUAUACGAAACAAACAUAAAGGCCACUAUUUCCAGACAGAUGUAACAAGUACACCGUCUGAACCUUUUAAAAACUAGCAUUCCAUUCCUGUCUGAUCACAACUGAUCCUAUGACCAUGUCAGACUCCGAGGACGACUACCCGGUUUAUCGAGUCCCACCAUUGGAUCCAAGCAUCUACAGUCCAAUCUACCCGGACAAUGCAGACCCUAAGCUGGUGGAGAUCGCACGCUCAGUAGAAGAUCUCUUCAGAUUAUGGAUAGGCAUGCGGUGGCUGCCCGAGGACCAGGUCCACUUUGCUCCUCACACUUCCAAACCGAUCAACAUCAAAGAAGCAGCACGAUUGGGCAUCUCCAAGCAGGUAGUCGACCUCUAUCAGCUUCUACCAUACGUACAAGAGGACGUCAAAACCAGAUUUGGCCACUGGGAUGGAGGAGCAUACUAUCUGUUCGGAGGCGUAUUUCUCGAUCUGCGAGGUGGUGAUGUUAAUUGGCUAGACAGCUGUGUGCUUCCCGCUUCUGAUUUACCUUUUAUCACUUGUUACUUGGGUGAAGGGGAGCGACCAGGCUGGGACGAUGGCAAUGGUGGUUAUAUCAAACCACACUAUGCUGUCUUGAGUAAAUGCGGCAACCACAAUACCAUCAUUGUUGUCGACACAAAAACCUACCAGCUUUGGGCAGUUGAUCAAGAUGGUGAGGUACAAGAUCCUGCAUUUCGAUGCAAAUGGGAUGACUUUCGAGGUUCAGCAUGGUGGGAUCUGAGUCAAUACCCCAAUCGGCCUGCUGUCAAAUUCUUCCAGGACAUGAAGAGCAGACAUGAGACUCUGAGGUACAUUCCAGGCGGAAUAGAUAACCCCAAUGACUGGGAGUUCUAUGAGUAUAACAGCUUGUACAGAAGAUGCGGGUGGCCGUACGCUUUCGACGUCUCUAAAUUCGAGGAUGAAAACGCCACUAUAUCGCAUUGCAUGGGACAAUGCGAAGAUUUGGACGAAGACUGGGAGAAGAAAGAGCCGUUCAGAAAUGUGAUUCGGCUUGAGAAAGAGCUCGAAAGGAUCAAUCGACUAAACGGAGAUAUCGAGUUGGCACAACAAGCUUUCAAGAGUCUCGAUAUUGAAGCGGCACCAGGGUCGGACAACAAUCUCGCAGGAAAACUGAUCGCUCUCAAACGGCAAAAGACACCCGUUUGGUUCAAGUCUUUCCAAGAGACCGCACGUCAGCAUGCCGCAGAAGCCAAAGCCAAACUUGAAGCCGCACCACUGAACGAAGGCGAACAAGAGGAAAAAGCCGAGGACGAAUUCGAGGACGAUGAAGACGAUUCCGAUUACUAUUCGGAUGAAGAGUCUCCAGUUUAUACAGAUGAUGUGUCUGACUUCCAGAGACAGUACGAUGCUAUUCUUGAUGCUUUGAAGGACGACAGCUACGAAGCUCGGGUGGUUCGACUUCUCGAGGCAGCUCGAUCGGAAAUCGCAAAGCGUCAGGAAUCGGAGGAGGAAACAUAAGGGAGAAGACAUGAGUGUCAACAGUGA